AUGACCGGUCCUGUAAAUAAUUCAAAAGGUUAUGGACCCGGUGAACAAUCAUGGGGAUUUGUAGACGUUCGGGAAGGAGCUCACAUGUUUUAUUGGCUUUUCUACGUUCAAAAUCCUAACGUUCAAUCUUAUUAUGAAAAACCUCUUGUUAUUUGGUUACAAGGUGGUCCCGGUGCAUCUUCAACAGGUUUUGGUAAUUUUGAAGAAAUAGGACCUUUAUUUCUUAAUGGAACGGAACGUCCUUCAUCUUGGGUAAAAUAUGUAAAUUUGCUUUUUAUCGAUAAUCCAGUCGGUGCUGGAUUUAGUUACGUCGACGAUUACAGUCGUCUUACAACAACCAACGAACAAAUCGGUAGCGAUAUGGUAAAUUUCUUAAGUGAAUUUUAUAAAAAACAUCCAGGUUUUGAAAAAAGUCCAAUGUACAUCUUCUGCGAAUCCUACGGUGGUAAAAUGGUUGUCGAAAUAGCUAAACAAUUACAAAAAGCCAUCGAUGACAAAAAAUUAAACGCUUCUUUCAAGGGAGUCGGAUUGGGAGAUUCUUGGAUUUCUCCUGUCGAUUCUGUAAAUACUUGGGCACCUUUUCUUUACAGUACCGGUAUGAUUGACCAAGAACAAUUAAAACGUUUGAAUGCAGGUGCUGAGAAAGUGCAAAGUGCCGUCGACAAUGGAAAUUUUCUAAAAGCCACAGAUUUGUGGAGAGAUUUGGAAAUGGAUAUUUUUUCUGAAACAAAUAAUAUAGAUUUUUAUAAUAUAUUAUACAAAGUUAAACCGAACAGUAUGAGUAAAAGUAACGGAUUGAACAGAGUGUUCGAUGACGAAAAACUUGAUAGACUAAUGAACGGACCAGUUAAAAAAGCAUUAAACGUUCCACCUAAAGUUGUGUACAGCAAACAAAGUGGUGCAGUUUUCAAAUAUUUGUCAGAAGACUUUAUGAAACCGGUUAUUCACGUCGUUGAAGAAUUAUUAAACAAUACUAAAUUAGAAGUAGUUGUAUUUACCGGAAACUUGGAUCUUAUAGUCGACACACCGGGAACGGUUGAAUGGGUUGAUAAAAUGAACUGGGUAGGAGCUAAAAAAUGGAAAACGGCACCUAGAAAAUCAUUGGUUGUUAAUAAAUAUGUUGAAGGAUACGUAAAAAAUGUCGGAAAUUUGUACCUGUAUUGGGUUCACAGAUCCGGUCACAUGGUUCCGACCGAUAAUCCGGAAACUGCUUUGGAAAUCCUUCGUAGAACAACCAAAUUUGAUCGAAAGCUAAAUGAUGAUUUAUCUGAAAAUUUUGUUUAA
Molecule: messenger RNA, 1284 nt
Organism: Pediculus humanus corporis (human body louse)
Lineage: Eukaryota; Metazoa; Arthropoda; Insecta; Psocodea; Pediculidae
Product: restnoid-inducible serine carboxypeptidase, putative
Exons: 7
Coding region: 1-1284 (427 amino acids)
Biological process (GO): proteolysis
Molecular function (GO): serine-type carboxypeptidase activity
Source: RefSeq, a predicted model, not a curated record